UGCACUUGCACAGUCGAUCCUUGGUGGUAUGCACAGCUCUGGUCCGGUCCUACCAGGUGGUUCCGUGAAAGAUUCCCACGCGCAUUUCAUGGCCCGUCAAACUCCUAUUUUUCUAUCUCUAAUCUACUUCCCACCUCUGACUUGAAUAUAUUUCUUCCUUUUAUAUAUAGAACCAAACCACCCUUCUAAUCCCCCCCUUCUCUCUCUCCAUUUUUCCUGAUAUUCUGUGUGGAUAUAUGAUUUGGGUUUUUGAUUAGGGGGUUAUAGAGUUAAGAUCUCCAAAAACAUGGCGACUAUAACAUCGUUGGAGAGAUCUCUUCAGAACUGUUCGUUAAACCACCAACAAAGCAGUAGUAGCAGCAGUAGCAGCGUAGGGAUUGGAAGCUCAUCAACCGCGGGGAAUCAGCAUGAUGAUCUCUCUUACUCAGCCGACAACACAUUGGAACUCAAUUCCCAGAUCUCACUUCCUUACCACUGGGAACAAUGCCUCGAUUUAAAGACGGGGGAGAUAUAUUACCUAAACCGGAGCACAGGGAUGAAAGCGAAAGAGGAUCCAAGGACAACUGCCGAGUCCAGUGGAGAUAUCUACAGCGAAGGUGAUAGCUCGUAUGACAGUGAAGGGUCUUCGUCGGAGUCAUCUCCUUCAUCAUCAAGAGAACCAAUUAAUCAUCGGAGAAAUGAUAAAAAAGGUCAUGUACUCGUCGUGGCUGGGUGCAAGAGAUGUCUAAUGUACUUCAUGCUGCCCAAACAGGUGGAGGAUUGCCCCAAAUGUUCUGGUCAACUUCUCCAUUUUGAUCGAUCCGAUAAUAGCUUUCCAUGAAUGAUUAAUCACUUGCGUUUGAUAUGUGGAUCUUUUCUUCUCCUUUCAUUCUGAAAUUCAUUUAUAUUACAAUCUAAACAUCUCUAUGCUUUAGAAGUUUUCAGUGUGGAUUGCUGAAAUAAGACCAAAGGCCAUCUUUUGUAAUCCUAACAUUCUUCUUUAUGUCGUUAGUUUUUUCCCUGGGUUUUUUUUUCCCUCCUUUUUCCUAUCAAAUUUGUGUUUUGAGACAACAUUAAUGAAGUUUUAGAGAGAGAUGAGUUCUCAACCUAGCGGUAGGAGCAAGGUCAAACACAA
Molecule: messenger RNA, 1114 nt
Organism: Ilex paraguariensis (yerba mate)
Lineage: Eukaryota; Viridiplantae; Streptophyta; Magnoliopsida; Aquifoliales; Aquifoliaceae
Source: the annotation of a GenBank genome assembly